Molecule: messenger RNA, 3342 nt
Organism: Melanotaenia boesemani (Boeseman's rainbowfish)
Lineage: Eukaryota; Metazoa; Chordata; Actinopteri; Atheriniformes; Melanotaeniidae
Gene: paplnb
Product: papilin b, proteoglycan-like sulfated glycoprotein
Exons: 19
Coding region: 74-2767 (897 amino acids)
Biological process (GO): extracellular matrix organization
Cellular component (GO): extracellular matrix
Molecular function (GO): metalloendopeptidase activity; serine-type endopeptidase inhibitor activity
Source: RefSeq, a predicted model, not a curated record
CAGAGGUGCACAUCCAUCUGUGCUACUGAUCUACCGGUUGAGGAUUCUCCUGGACAAGUGGCUUUUAGUGAACAUGAGCAUCCUGCAAGUCCUGGGCAUCCUACACCUGCUGGCUGUUCCUGCUUUUACGCUAACACAGCCAGUCAAUGACUACUGGGGAGAGUUUGGGGCCUAUGGGCCCUGCAGCCGUUCUUGUGGCACAGGAGUGGCAAUGAGAACCAGAACAUGUAUUACUUCAAGGACAGAUGGAGGAAACAACUGUAUAGGAUCCUCCAAAUCCUUCCGCACCUGUAAUACACAUGCAUGCCCAGUUGGAUCGAAAGAUUUUAGGGAGGAGCAGUGCUCUGAAUUUGACAGAAUGGACUUUCAACGAAAACGCCACACAUGGGUGCCUUACUAUGGAGCAUCCAACCCAUGUGAGCUGAACUGUGUCCCAAGAGGACAAAAUUUUUUCUACCGACACAGACCAGCAGUGGUGGAUGGGACUCCAUGCUACGUAGGACGCACUGAUAUCUGUGUGGACGGUGUCUGCAGGCUUUUGACCCAUGCAGAGUUUAUGGGCCUAGAUAACGACACAAUCUCUGCUCACUCUGCUGCUCCUGUUGCUGUUGCCCCUCAUCCAAGAGAGACAUUCACAUACAUCUACAGGACUGGUGUCUUUAGCGAGUGCUCUGCCACCUGCAGUGGAGGCAUGCAGUUUCGUACUGUGGAGUGUUUGGUUCAGGAUCCAACAAACCCUCAUGUGGUGGACGAGUCUCACUGCAUCAUCCAGCGACUACAGAGGCCACGAAGUCAGCAAGCCUGCAACAUGCAUCCAUGCACUCCAGAGUACAGUGUCUCCAGCUUCAGUGUGUGUUCAGUGACGUGUGGGGAAGGACAGCAGACGAGGGAGGUGUUUUGUAUUGGACCAUCUGGGGAACAUCUUCCCGACCAGGCCUGUCGAGGACUGGCACGGCCUCCAUCUGUCCAGGCCUGCCGCAGACCUGCCUGUCACACUCAAAUUUCCUGGCAUGUGACUGAGUAUGGAUUGUGCUCUAGAAGCUGUGGUGGUGGUGUGAGAGAGAGGAAGGUCGAAUGUUUUGAUACAGAUCUGAACCCUUAUCCUGAGGAUCGAUGUGGAUUAGCUAUCAAACCCACUUCAGUGGAGACAUGCAACAUACAGCCCUGCCAUAGAGCACAAAUGGUUCCAAGUAUUCAAGACCCAGAGGCAGGUGGAAGCCCCAUAAGAGGAUUUGUCCCUCAUGUUCCAGGAGAAAUCCCAGCUUCAAGGUCAGACCCAAACAGUGUGCAUAGCCUCUACCCUCCAGCGAUGAGUCCACGCUGUGAACAGUCAGCACAUGGCUGCUGUCCUGAUGGCCAAACCCGUGCAACUGGACCUGGAAACCGGGGCUGCUUAUCACAUGAUUGUGUUCGCAGCAGGUAUGGCUGUUGUUUGGAUGGAGUUACACAUGCUCAAGGAUUCGGAAGAGCUGGAUGUCCGGAGUACCAAACGACUGGGGUAACGGCCCACAGAGGGUUUAUUGGUGUGGAUAAUGACAGCAACUCUGUUCACUCUGUUGCACCCAUCGCAUCUCCUCCAAGAGAGACAGUCACAUACAUCUACAGGACUGGUGUCUUUAGCGAGUGCUCUGCCACCUGUAAUGGAGGCAUGCAGUUUCGCACUGUGGAGUGUUUUGCCCAGGAUCCAACAAACCCUCAUGUGGUGGACGAGUCUUACUGCAUUGCUCAGCGCCUACAGAGGCCAUUAAGUCAGCAGGCCUGCAACACACAUCCAUGUACUCCAGAGUACAGUGUCUCCAGCUUCAGUGUGUGUUCAGUGACCUGUGGGGAAGGACAGCAGACGAGGGAGGUGUUUUGUAUUGGACCAUCUGGGGAAUAUCUUCCCGACCAGGCCUGUAGAGGACUGGCACGGCCUCCAUCUGUCCAGGCCUGCCGCAGACCUGCCUGUCACACUCAAAUUUCCUGGCAUGUGACUGAGUAUGGAUUGUGCUCUAGAAGCUGUGGUGGUGGUGUGAGAGAGAGGAAGGUUGAAUGUUUUGAUAUAGAUCUGAACCCUUAUCCUGAGGAUCGAUGUGGAUUAGCUAUCAAACCCACUUCAGUGGAGACAUGCAACAUACAGCCCUGCCAUAGAGCACAAAUGGUUCCAAGUAUUCAAGCCCCAGAGGCAGGUGGAAGCCCCAUAAGAGGAUUUGUCCCUCAUGUUCCAGGAGGACCCCCAGCUUCGAGGCUGGACACACAGAGUGGCCGUGAUCUCUACCCUCCUGUAGUGGGUCCUCGCUGUGCACAGUCACUAUUUGGGUGUUGUCCUGAUGGCAAUACCCCUGCAACUGGACCCAGGAACCGUGGCUGCUCACAAGAUGACUGUGUUCGCAGCAGGUUUGGCUGUUGUUUGGAUGGUGUGACAACAGCUCAAGGAUCUGGAAGGGCUGGAUGUCCUGAGUAUCAGACAACAGAGCAACACCCAUUGCUCCCUGCAGAUCCAUCCUCUGGCAAUGUAUGCUCCCUGCCUCGCGAUGAUGGUCCUUGUGAUACUUGGACUGUGCGGUUCACCUAUGACUCCCGCAAUGGCAAAUGUACAGAGUUCUGGUAUGGAGGCUGCCAUGGCAAUGCCAAUAACUUUAUGUCAAUGGAUGCCUGCCAGAGAGAGUGUGGGGAUGUGAGAAGGGGGCUUCCAUCCACAUCUCGUAGGGUGAACCAAACGAGAGGCUCACUUGGUGGCAUUGCGAGAGCAAGGGCUCAACGCUCACGUCUCCAGCGAGCAAGAUAGCUGACAAACCUCCUUGAUGAAGCAAAUCACAUGAUACUUGGACACAUAUGCAUAGAUAGAUGACAAAUUAAAGGGAAAAAAAAGAUUAACUAUUGGCUCUACAGAGAGGGAAAUUAAAUUUUACAAUUUAGAUAGGCAAUUCUGUGUAUCUGAAAACAUCAAACAGGAUAAUGUAUUUUAGAAAAACUGAUCCUUACACUAGAGUUAAAUCAACUUUUCCAGUCAUGCCAAGGCACUCUGAAGCUGUUCAGGUAGCCCAACAUCUUAAUAAGUUAUUAAUAAGUAAUACUGUUUUUAUUCCCUGUAAUUUUUCAUCUGUCUGAAAAUUGUGUUGACAUAUAAGAUGCACACAAAUAUGUUUUGUAAAAGCAGACACAAUCUGUAUUUACAAAUAAACACCCAACUUCAGCAUAGAGUUUUCUUGAAAAUGUUUAGGAAUAAUAUACAGUAUAGUAAUAUAAUCUUUUGGUUCUGAUUUCCUAAUUUCCCUCUCUCUCUCUCUCUCUCUCUUUUUUUUAUUAAUCUUUGUACAUCUUUGUGGUGCUCAUUAUAUUAAAAUGUGAAUUUUGCUUCAC